AUGUACUUUACAAGAUUCGCACUCCUCGCCUCAACACUGGCGCUAGCAUUCACUACCGCUCAAUCCGUCCCACCCUCGGAAGAAGUCCUAGUCUUCAACCCCAACUCAACCACCACUUGGCAGGCUGGAACCCCCGUCACCGUCGAAUGGAAGUUCCUCCUCGCCGAUGGACCCUUCACCAACCUCGGCUUCGAUAUCACACUCCGCCAGGGCGACGUUAUUGCCAACACCACAGCAGAGGUCAAGACCUUGGGCCGGUCCGGUCGCGGGUCUUCGUCGUUUGCGUUUGAGCUGCCCGCUGAUAUCGUCGAUGGGUCGGAUUAUCAGAUUGGAGUGGGGCCUUAUCGGACAGAGUCGUUUACUAUUGUGGGUACUGUUAGCAUUUCUCCUCCUCCUCCUGCUUCGACUACUUCUGGGACGCCCACGAACCCGGCAACUUCAUCGGGGACUGUGCCAUCGCCGACGACGAACAAGCCUGCGAGUGCUGCGCCUGGAUUGGUGUCCAUGACGCCCUUUGCUCUUGCCGGGUCUACUCUCGCCAUGUUUGUCAUUGCUCUUGCCUUGUAA
Molecule: messenger RNA, 567 nt
Organism: Linnemannia hyalina
Lineage: Eukaryota; Fungi; Mortierellomycota; Mortierellomycetes; Mortierellales; Mortierellaceae
Source: the annotation of a GenBank genome assembly